CUUACCAAAAGCACAUCAGCUGUUUCUGCCGCAUAAACAUAAACAGCUGUUCGUUCGUCUAACGUGCGCCACAUAACUUUGAAAUUAUUGUUUUGCCAACGCCGCCCAAUGAUCCGCAAAGUAGUGGUGGGCGUGUCGGGCGGCGUCGACAGCGCCGUCUCUGCCCACCUGCUGUCGGAGCGAGGAUUCAAGGUGCUGGGUGUGUUUAUGCGCAACUGGGAUGAGGCGGACGAAGUGGGUCGCUGCAGUGGGGAGGCGGAUCUGAAGGACGCCGAGUGGGCGUGCCGGCAGCUGGGCGUGGAGCUGCGCCAGGUGAACUAUGUGCGCGAGUACUGGACGGCGGUGUUCAGCCAGUUCCUGGACGAUUACCAACUGGGCUUGACACCAAAUCCGGACAUCCUGUGCAAUCGCCACAUUAAGUUUGACCUCUUUCACAAGCACGCCUUGGAAAAUCUCGGCUACGACGCCGUGGCCACGGGUCACUACGCUCGCAAUAGUCUGGGCAACUACCUAGAGGGGAUUGCCUCAAACAACGACGCCCGCUUGCUAAUACCCGCCGAUACGUUCAAGGACCAGACAUUCUUUCUGGCAGGUAUUCCGCGAAAGGCUCUGCAACGCACGAUGUUCCCUUUGGGAGACUUCCAAAAGAGCCAGGUCAAGGACUUGGCCAAGAAGAUUGGCCUCCAGCGACUGGCCAAAAAGAAGGAAAGCACUGGCAUUUGUUUCGUUGGCAAACGCAACUUCAAGGACUUCAUACAGGAGUACAUCACUUCCAAACACGGUCCCUUUCUAGACAUCGACAGUGGAGCCGUGGUCGGCCACCACGAGGGCAUCCAUCAAUGGACUGUGGGCCAGCGGUGCCGCCUGAGUUCAUUCCUUCAGCCCUAUUUUGUGGCCAGGAAAGAGGCCGCCAGCAAUACCAUCUAUGUGGCAUCUGGCCACAAUCAUCCCGCCCUUCUCAGCACCCACAUAGACGUCGAUCCGCCCAACUGGCUGUGUUCCAAGUCCCAAAAGAUUCUUUCGGACACUGGCAGCUUAAGGUGUCGCUUUCGCUUCCAGCACACCAAACCAUUAGUGGACUGUCAGCUGAGCAUCUCUCCCAGUAACACCUUUCUUGUCGAAUUGGACGCUCCUUUAAGAGCUAUUACACCAGGACAAUAUGCCGUGUUUUAUGACGACACAGCUUGCUUGGGUUCGGCCCGCAUCCUCAGCGCUAAUCCCAUAAAGAAAAAAAACGCACAGACGCAGCAAGCUCAAGCCGCAAAUCUGGUUAGCUGAUGAUGUUUCCUCUUAGCCAGAAAAUAAACCAAAUGUAAGAAUUCA
This is a messenger RNA of Drosophila simulans, 1323 nucleotides long. Its product is annotated as mitochondrial tRNA-specific 2-thiouridylase 1. Gene Ontology annotation, molecular function: sulfurtransferase activity. Bases 109 to 1278 code for a protein of 389 amino acids. Gene Ontology annotation, biological process: tRNA wobble position uridine thiolation. NCBI's taxonomy places the organism in Eukaryota, Metazoa, Arthropoda, Insecta, Diptera, Drosophilidae. Gene Ontology annotation, cellular component: mitochondrion. The record is from RefSeq and is a predicted model, not a curated record. The transcript has 2 exons.